This is a messenger RNA of Sparassis crispa, 1740 nucleotides long. RefSeq lists its product as hypothetical. Gene Ontology annotation, cellular component: membrane. The record is from RefSeq and is a predicted model, not a curated record. NCBI's taxonomy places the organism in Eukaryota, Fungi, Basidiomycota, Agaricomycetes, Polyporales, Sparassidaceae. The transcript is spliced from 3 exons. Bases 1 to 1740 code for a protein of 579 amino acids.
AUGGCGGAUUCUGUCAUUCAGCCUGUAUUGGCCAAUACAUUUCGGGAGGACGCUGGCCAUGAAAGUCAAGCCGUCUGUUCUUUGUUCCGUCCACCAGUGCGAAUCCGUGAGGACCAUAUGGGGGCUGACUUUGCCAUCGACGAAAAUUUGCUCGAGCCACCAUGUUACAUAAAACAACUGGCUCCCGAAAUUCUCGGUAUGACUUUUCUGCAUGUCAUGGAUCCCAUGGCUAGUCCACAUGAAGAGCUCCUGGUUUGGCCUUCGGCUACAUUGAAGUCUACGCGAGCGCUCAAGAUUCUAAGGCGCGUCUGCCGGUCCUGGCGCGAGGUCUGCCUGAGUAUGCCAGCGGCGUGCGACACCAUACACGACUGUCGCGGUUCCAACGUUGAGCUCUCCAUCUUGAGGGCGACGAUUGACCGCCGUGUGAUUCCGCUGAACAUUUUCAUCAACCGACAUCUUCCGAGUCCUGCGAUGAUCGAAUUGUUUCAAUCGUAUGGAUCGCGCGUGCGGAAUUUGUAUCUGUGCUUUCCUACGGACCGUUCAUUCGCUUUUCGCGUUACACCUCGCCCGGCUCGUGGCGAGAGAGGCGUCGAGCCACUCGAGCCACAGCAUGUCAAGCUCUCCACAAACUUCCAGGCGCCCGCACUGGAACAUCUCACAGUGGAUUCAUCUUCCACGGAUAGCAGGCCCUUCUAUCCCACCCUUUUCCAGGGCCACGCACCGCAACUGAAGACGCUGGCGUUGCGGUCCUCUAUGUGGCUGCCCGCGAACAGGUUUCCCAGUCUCACGCAUCUGUACGUCUCGCUCUCCUCCAAACGCACUAAUCACUCGCUGCUUCCUCGCGGCUCUGCGUGGACCGUGCCUAAAUUGCUGUCGUUCAUGUCGGGAUGCCCGAGCUUGGAAGACGUAUCUCUUUGGAACGUAUACACGCAGUUGUCCGCGGCGACCGACGCUCCAGCGGUGGAUUUGCCACACCUCAGACGACUCGCAAUCGGUCGGUCGCAUCCAGCGUCGGCCACAUGGCUCCUCCAACAUAUCGUGUCCCCAGCGGAUUCGGUAGCUGUACGCAUCCUCGACUGUUUCUCCAGCACCAGCCAGCUCAAGGAGCUGCUUUCCGCUCUGCCUCUGCUCGAUUCGCGGACUGCACAUCUCCGGAAGACUCCAGUGGGGCUCGCGGUGUCUCUCGUGGGCGUGUCGUCCGCAACCAGCGUCGAGAUCGCACUCCCUGCGGAUUCGCACCCGCCCGAAUUGGGGACGGGCCACGGGCCGCCGCCGACCGUGUGGGCGUCGUGGCCCGGCCUCUCCGGCGUGCGGGAGCUGUACCUCGUAGGCAUGGACUCGCUACUCGAGGAGCCGUUCGCAGGCGUCUCCGCGCUCCUUGAGCAGCUGCCCGAGCUCGCGACGCUCGUCUACUGCGGCACCGCUCUGCCUAGGGCUUUUCUCGAAUACCUCUCGCCGACGUCGCGUGGGCUGCCCUGCCCGGGCCUCGAGACGGUGCAUCUAUGCGUCCCCGGAGUUAUUGCGGUAGAUGUCAAGAAGCUCAAUGGGCUCUCGGAUGCGCGCGCGCGCACGGGGCACGGACUGCGGAGGAUCAUUGUAGAGACCGACGUACUGAUAUCGGACGGUGUGCGUGCGUGUGAGGGGGUCGUGGAGCUGCGCGGGCAAGGCACGCCCUCGUCGAGCGUAUCGUGGCCGGCCGUGUGCACGAAGACGACGCAUGGGUUCUGGCCGCCAUGGUAG